GUUUUGAGGUUCCAGUUUGCUUCCACUCUUGCCCAUCACUCCUUCACAGCUCAAGCAUCUCAUGACCAUCACCAUGACCAUCAACGGUCUCAGUUCCUCAAGCAAGACACCCGAGCUCAUCAAGAAUGGAGAAAGUAAACACCAGCCGACUCAUCCCCUUGCGAAACUCGAUCAAGCGAUGCUGUUCAAGCAGAUCAAGCCUCUCACCGUUCCUAUCAUCGGGAUGCUUCCGAUCAAAAAUCCGACUCACUCGCUCCAACUUCUUCCAAUUCUCGCGUCGAUCAAGGCUAUUGUUCUCAACCAUUCUCAACCCGACCUGAUGACACCUCCAAUGAUUCAUUAUAUAUUCUUUCCAAUCGAACAACUUUACCAUCAAAUCAACCUCCAAUCCUUAUCAGAAUCUUGCCUCAAUCAAGUCUUGGAAUUGUCAUCUCUCCUAGUCAGAGCUGCCAAAUUACACGAGCCCAACGCGCUAUGGACUUCCAAGGAAACUCUAAUCAUCAACUCCAUCCUCCCAAUCCUCAUCCAGAACACUGGAUCUAAUGAAUCAAAUGCAGAAAAGAAAUCUCCUGCAUGGAAACCUGCUCGAUCUGACGAGAGUGCAAGCUUGGCACUGGACUUGAUGAUCGCAAUUCUCUAUCCUCAUUUUCCGAAUCAAUCAAGGCCAUCUUUGAACUUGGAUAAUCUAUACCAAAAUCCGCCCAACUUACCAUCUCUAUCAGCUUACCUCCUUCGAUUCCUAUUCCAACACCUUGUCGAUAUCUUAAAUACUCUCUACCAGAUUUACGCUAACCCUAAGCAAUCUCAACCCAGUGGGAACCGAGCAAGGAAUACCAUUCAGCUAAUCAGGCUUGGUUUACUUCGACUAUCAUCUUCCAACAUCUCAGGUGGUACUGGUGUCGAUAUCCUCAGUACCUUUCUACCUAGCAUCACCUCGAAACUCACUCAACUGGCCUGUCUUCUAGCCCAAAGGCGCCAAUCUUCUGAGUUACUCAGCUUAACGCUCCACACCCUUGAAUGGCUCUUGGUCGAAUGCUUGGAUGAUGAUUUACCUGAUGUUCAGGAACUCCUUGGUGAUUGUCAACUUCAGCUGGUUGAUUGCGAACCCGAUCUAGAUCAGCCUUCUCAGUCCGACAUCUAUAGUCAAGUCCUCGAAAUUGCAUCAGAUUGGAAACUUGGCCAGUCACAAGCCACUCGUACCCCUUCCCAGGCUGCUGCAAAGUCGUCUCCGCCAGCGUCUCGUCACAGUACCGACAGCCAAGAAAUACUCGUCAAACGUGAUCGGUCGUGGCUAAGAAUGACUUCAGCUAAAAUUUCGAUCGUCCUUCAACGACUGUCUCCGUGUUUAGAUACUCAUACUAGUCCAAUUGUCCGUGAAGCUUGGGUUCACCUUUGCUCUCGCUUGCUAGAACGUACAAGCGUCGUAUUGAGAUUAAGAUUGUGUUCUGCCGAGAACAGUGGAAGCCAUCCUGAUGACGGGGAAAAGGAAGGUUUUGCGGUAAUUCUCGAAGCCCUGAUUUCCGUCCAGUCCAACCGAAACCUUGACGCGUCUCACGAUAAGAUUUGUUCAUCACUGGCCAAUGUCACAAGGUCGUCUCCACUUGCAAGUUUCCAAGUCCUCGUUCACUUCAUCCGGACCAAUUUGCGCUCGCUUUCAAACCUCUUGGUCAAGCAAGUAUCCGGUCAAGAUGAUGAAAUAACUCAUUUGAGCUCACGAAUUACAUCUUCUCUUAACAUAAUCAUCGAACUCAUUGCUCAUCAAACUCGCCCCACUCGCUUUUAUCAAUCCUGUCACGAUUUUUUCGAUUUGGGCGAGUUUCAAGAUUUACUUACAUCCAUCUUGUGUCGCGUACAGCUUGUAAUGCCCAAAGUUCUCGAUUCACAGCCCGAUCGACUUUUGCCAUCAGGAGCCUGUUCUACCCCUGAUCGUUCUCGUGGUCAAUCGAAGCAUCAACUAGAUCCUGCCCCCCUGCCUAGCACGUUCCCCAACCUAUCUGUGAAGAACAUUUUCCAUUACAACUGUAUCACAGCCCUCGAGGAGUUAGUCCGUACAAUCUCUCGACUCGUAUUACACCUAUCCUGCUUGACGUCGGGGUCGUCGAUCAAAAUUUCAGAAAUUGUAUAUUUUGAUCAAUUGUUGCAAUUGGCAACCACCACGAAAGGCGCAAAGCCGUUAGACGUCCAGCAAAGCUGUUUACAACUAAACGCUCUGUGGACGUUCGGUGAAUCAAUCAGGGCUUCAAAAUCAAUGUCAGCUGAUGAUCGAUACCGCACUAGAUUCGGUAGGAUUGAAAUCUUCUGUCUACAAGGGUUGAAAAAAUUGCUCGACAUAUCUGAAAGCCAUCGAAUCGAAGGAGGCCAGACUUCAGAAGAAGCAGAUGGCUCUUCUUCAGAAAUGGUGGCUGUAAACCAAGCUCUAGACAAUCUCUCAGUGACGAAAUAUUUAAGGGGUAACGAUCAACUUUUGGAACUUGAACGUCUCAAACCAACUAGCCUAUCCCGAGAAUCAGAUGAAUUGAUCGAGAAUGACAACUUCCAGUCUUUGAGGACGUGUUUGAUCCUUCGACUAAUCGCUUCCUUGGGCUAUGUUUUCGAAGGAAACUUUCAGGCCAAUUUGUCCUGGGUCUUGUACUACGUUCUAGCCCAAUUGGGGUCUCUGAAUCCUUACGUUAACCAACAUGCGAUGACUACCGUCAGCGAGCUCGCAUUGUACUGUGGCUACGCAUCGGUAGCCAACAUGCUCGAAGACAACUCAGAUUAUCUUACUCAUAUGGUUUCACAUCAACUAUUGCCACAUCAGUACGACAUGCAGGCCCCUUUUGUGUUAGAGCAUCUCAUCAGACUCGUUGGGUUGCGCGCCAUGCUUCCGCUGGUAGAGCAGAUUCUCCUUCAUGACUUUUUCGAGCUUUUGGACGACUAUCAUGGCUACGACUUGAUGUGUGAACAGAUCAUAAGCGUCUUCCGUUGUGUGAUGAACCUGAUGAACAAAGAGACAGCGUUUGAACAAGCCCAGCAUAGACUUGAUGCCCCCACCACAGGGGAUAAUAACGGUACAGACGCGAAAAGCAAUUGUCAAUCUGAGAACCCAAUCGAUGAAGUCUUUGAGAUUGAGCAACAACUUGCGAGCGUUUGUUGGGCGCUUGCUGGGCCUCCUACCGAUAUUUCAACUGAUCUCGAACAAUUCAAAACCCUUCAAGCCGCGCGAGCGAAACGGCAGGAGUUCCAGAGAGCCCCUCCGACUAGCAGUUCACCAGAGAAAAAUCCACGGAAACCUUUCGGGGAGCUUGACGAGCACCCGUCUGGAGCUGAAUCCGUUGCCGAUGGGGAUGAGAAGGAGUCCCCACCACCACCGCUGACCGGCUACCAAAGAAUCGCAGCCGAGCUGAUGAGCAAAUCUGCGAAUUUCCUCACCCAUUCAUCGGCUAAUGUCCGUCUAGGUGUCAGUCUACUGAUCAAUGACGCAAUCCCCAUCCUAGGAUCGACCUCUCUCAACCCACACGAAUCAUCACUCUUGCCGGUCAUCCAACGGUUCUGGACGAUCAUCCUCAGUCGGUUGGAUGACGAUCGAACGGCGAUCGAAACUUUGAGCUUACUGAAGAGUCUGUGUCAACAUGUGGGCACAUUCAUGAGCAGACGAUUAGUCAACGAGAUCUGGCCUAGAAUGCGCCGAUUGAUCGAAUCAAAUGAGACUUCUGGACGGGUCCGUCAGGCGGCCAUCGAUACACUCGUCGCCAUCGUCUUCUCCGCCGAGCACAUCAAUUGGAAAGAAAACUUCGUUUGGGAAAUCAUCCAGUGUCUCUUCACAGUCCAAGCCCGAUCCAAGUCUAAAUCUAUCCAAGCUGUCGACCAGAUCCUCGAUCGUCUGUCUGCUAAAGGCUUUCGUGGCUCUGUCCUCGUCGCCCGUCGUGCCGCUCUUGGUCUCAUUGUUGGCAUGGAGUUCAUGGCUCCUGACUUGGAUUGAUUGAUCACUUCAUCAUUUUUAUGCUUCUUUUAGCUCGCUCGAAAAAGAAAAAUCCUUUGAUGAAGCAAGAAAAUGAUCUGUUGUGCUGUUCUCCGUCUGGGAAGAGGUUGCCCAAUUGAAAAGAGAACAAAAAAACGAUCGACAUUUUUCUUCUAUUCUGCCUUCUUUUUGUCAGUUUUAUCUUAUCAUUCUAUCGGUCCACCUACCUAUCUAUUUUGCUCGUUCUUUUUAAUUUUCUUCUCCUUGUCUUGACAUUGUUCUUUGUUUAUCUCUGACUCAGUUACCCUCUUUUGUAUCUCUAGAAGAAUUCACCUCCAACUUCAUUCUCUACACCACGUUGAUUCUCAUUUGUUAUGCCAACUUUUUCCCUUUGAAAUAUUUUCUGAUUGUUAUUAUUUUUUUAAUCAUUUCUACCCAACCACAAUACAACCAACCAGUAUGUAACUUAUUUAAGUGCAUCAGACCCAAGAUAUCUGGAAUCAUUGUUUCCUCCUCAUCCUUUCAUUGAGCCACCUUGAGACCAUUCCUGUAAGACUCUCCAUAUCUCACAG
Molecule: messenger RNA, 4512 nt
Organism: Puccinia graminis f. sp. tritici CRL 75-36-700-3
Lineage: Eukaryota; Fungi; Basidiomycota; Pucciniomycetes; Pucciniales; Pucciniaceae
Exons: 3
Coding region: 62-3961 (1299 amino acids)
Biological process (GO): chromatin remodeling
Cellular component (GO): cytoplasm
Source: RefSeq, a predicted model, not a curated record